AUAUUCCACCAAUUUACCUGGGCCAUCUGCUUCGACUUUUGUCUUCCCUCCGCUCACCGUUGAUACCCUGUAACAUUACACUCGUUCCCCCCUGGUCGUCCGGAGCCGCUCACUGGGCCUUUCACCGCCCUUUCCUUCGGGACCACCACCGCUCGUUUAGCACCGAGAGUACUGUCUUCUGCCCAUCAUGCACGGCUAUUCGUCUUCCUCGGAUUCCGAGGAUGACUACUACAACUACCGCAAGCACAAGGGUGCCGCUCCUGCCACGACCAAUGCGAACGAUGCGAACAAGAAAAAGAAAAAGCGGAAAUUCCCGCCGCAGCAGACCAUAAACCGCAUCUGGAAGCGCUUCAGCAAAAAGCGGUUCGACAAGGCGCUUGCCGUCCUUCCCUUCGACCCGGUCUUGCCACCCAUCAUCUCAGACCGAUCCAACGAGUUGCUGAGAGCCGGCUAUGAGCGCGCUGCCGAAGAAUGUCGCCGCAAAGUUCGCAAGAUCAUACAGGAGUGCCGGAGGGUGAACAUGCGAUAUCGAGACCCUGGCUGGGAUAUUGAUUGGGACCUUAAGAUGGAGAAAGGCCAUUGUCUCAACAGCCUCGGCCGCAACAAGUUCGAUCUGAGCAUGUCGACCAUGAUGAACCCUAGCGCCAUCGUGCCCAAAGCGGUGAAGCGAAUCCACGAGAUCUACGAGAAGCCAACCUUUAUGGCCAACGUCAGCGGCUCCGACGUCAAGCAAGGCAGUCUCGGCGACUGUUGGCUGAUGGCCAGUCUGUCUGGGUUGGCCAAUGUUGAAGACGGCAUUCAGCGGAUCUGCGUCGAGUAUGACACUAAGAUCGGCAUCUACGGCUUUGUGUUCUACCGAGACGGCGAGUGGAUCUACUCCAUCAUCGACGACAAGCUCUACCUCAAGUCCCCGUGCUGGGACUCGCCGAGCAUGCAGCGCGACCUGCUGCAGCAAAUUGACCGCGAAGACGUCGAGCGCGUGUACCGCAAGACAUACCAGACCGGCUCUAAGGCGCUGUUCUUUGCCCAAAACAAGGAUCAGAACGAAACUUGGGUGCCGCUCAUCGAGAAGGCCUACGCCAAGGCUCACGGCGACUAUGCGUCGCUGGCCGGCGGCUGGAUCGGUGAAGGCCUGGAAGAUCUCUCUGGAGGUGUCACCACUGAGCUCUUGGCCUCAGAUAUCCUCGACCUGGACGGAUUUUGGGAAAACGAGCUUAGCAAGGUCAACCAAGAGUUCCUGUUUGGCUGCAGCACCGGCCUCCUUGACGGCGGCUACGGUGACCGCGACGGCAUUGAGGAGGGCCAUGCCUACGUCGUCAUGGAGGCACGGACGCUCAAGAACGGCACUCGUCUUGUCAAGCUUAGGAAUCCUUGGGGCAAGACCAAGAAGGGCAUUUGGGAAGGUGCGUGGUCCGACGGCUCCAAGGAGUGGACGACCGAAGUGCAAGAAGAGCUAGGCCACCAAUUCGGCAGCGACAGCGUCUUUUGGAUCUCGUACGAGGACCUUCUGCGCAAGUACCAGCACUUUGACCGCACGCGCCUGUUCCGCGACCCCGACUGGCGCUGCUGCCAGAGGUGGAUUGGCGUCGACGUGCCGUGGAAGCCGCAGUACCACGAAAAGUUUCACAUCAAACUGACGCGCGAAGGCCCGCUGGUCAUCGUGCUGAGCCAGCUCGACAACAGGUACUUCAAGGGUCUGCACGGCCAGUACUCGUUCCGCCUGCAGUUCCGCAUCCACGAGCAGGACCGUCCUGAUCCGGAAGAUUACAUCGUCCGCAGCCACGGCAACUACCUCAUGGACCGAUCCGUGUCAAUUGAGCUGCCGUCCAUGCUCCCUGGUACCUACAGUGUCUACAUCAGCGUCUCGGGUGAGCGCAACCCCGAUGUGCCCAGUAUAGAGGAGGUUGUCAAGCGCGAGUGCAAGAAGCGCGUCGAGAACGAGAAGCUCGCGCAGGUUGGCUACGCCUACGAUCUCGCUCACAGCAAGGCUGCUGCGCAUCUCCAGGCGGUCAGAAAGGCGCGCAAGAGGGCCGACCAGAAGAAGGCCAGCGAAGCUCGCCAGAAGGAGCGCCACCGGUUGUGGGAGAAGCGUCACCUCAACCGCCAGAUCACCAAGAAACAGGGCCGCAAGAACAACCAGAAGCUUGAGGCUAAGCAGGCUGCCCGCGAGGAGAAGAGGCGCCAGGCCGAGGAGCUGAAACCUAAGGAUGAGGGUGUUCAGACCGAGGAUCUUCCCAAGGAAGAGAAGAAGGAGGAUCAGCCCGAGGUCAAGGAAGAGGCCAAGGACGCCAAGUCGUUCGAGCCGUCACUCAAGGCCGAGGAUAUCAAGGACGGGAACAGCAAAGCCGAAAAUAAGGAGGCCGGCGAGGUUGACGGCGAACAGCCCAAGGCGGACCUCGAGGCCAAGAAGGAGGAGUCUCAAGAGCCCGACAGGAACGAGGAUGACUCGUCUGCCGACGCCACGCCAAUUCCGACUCCUGAUGAGACCCCUGCGGACACACCUACAAUGGAGAAGGCCGCACCGCACAUGGUCCAGAUUGACAGUCAGGAGGCAGAAGACGAGAAAGAGGAGCCAAAGGAUGCUUCCGCAAAAGAUGCAAGGGCGAAAUCGGACGACAAGUCUGACAAGCCCGAAGAUAAGGCCCAGUCAUCCGGCAGCCCAGCCGGCCAGGAUAAGGAGAAGGUGCCUGUACCACCCGCCGACGAGUCCAAGAUAUCCGGUGGUCCUCCGUCGCCGCCUCUACCCAAGCCCUCACCAAAGCCGGCGCCUCCACCAGCAAAAAAGGCGCCCAACAUGUACGUCACGUCGGACGGCGAAUCCAGCGCGUCGCCGAUUGAGGACUGGGAGGAGCUCUACAGCAGCGACGACAUGUCGCGCAAGCCGCGCAUGGCGGCGCCCCCCCCCGCCAACAACACCGCGGUGAGCAAGUACCGCGACGAGACCGAGGACGAGAACGAGCCUGAUCCGUGGAACGCCAUCUGCGUGGUUGGGCUGCGCGUCUACUCCAAGGAUGAGGACCUCGAGCUGCGCGUCGUCAUGGAGGGCGGUGAGCUCGAGGAGGGCGGCAUGGGUGAGAAGGGAGGGGUGGAUCUCGACAACGCGCAGGCUAAUGCCGGGGGUGCGCGGACGACGCGGGUUGAGAAGAAGGAGGAAGAGCAGGAUGGGGAGGCGUAUGAGGGGGACAGCGAGGUGGAGAAGAAGAAGUCGAAGAAGGGGGGGAAGAAGAAGAAGGAGGGCGGCGAGAAGAGUGAUACCGAGACGGAUAAAGAGACGGAGAAAGAGAAGGGAAAGGCGGAUGAUGGCCUGGCGCCGUACCCCGUCAUCGUCCAGAAGGGCAAGGGUGACGAGGAGUAUGAGACGGCUGUUGAGUCCAUGCUGGACUAGGUCCAUGACUGGGCCGUGAUGAGAUUUGGCGACGCAGCGGGAUACCCUUACAUAUACUGCAUCUAGAAUGCUUGCGCGAGACGUAGAGAGAUGGGAGCGUUGGUUGGAGUUUGGAUACAUUGCAAUUUCUUGGUCUGUUUCUCCGCUUAUUUGGAAGUGUAUACGAGGUAUUCCGCUCGG
This is a messenger RNA of Parathielavia appendiculata, 3565 nucleotides long. Its product is annotated as cysteine proteinase. The record is from RefSeq and is a predicted model, not a curated record. Bases 188 to 3385 code for a protein of 1065 amino acids. NCBI's taxonomy places the organism in Eukaryota, Fungi, Ascomycota, Sordariomycetes, Sordariales, Chaetomiaceae. Gene Ontology annotation, cellular component: cytoplasm. Gene Ontology annotation, molecular function: calcium-dependent cysteine-type endopeptidase activity. The transcript has 3 exons. Gene Ontology annotation, biological process: proteolysis.